Molecule: messenger RNA, 1109 nt
Organism: Pelodiscus sinensis (Chinese soft-shelled turtle)
Lineage: Eukaryota; Metazoa; Chordata; Testudines; Trionychidae
Gene: HVCN1
Product: hydrogen voltage gated channel 1
Biological process (GO): proton transmembrane transport
Cellular component (GO): plasma membrane
Molecular function (GO): voltage-gated proton channel activity
Source: RefSeq, a predicted model, not a curated record
UCCUCAUGGAAGCAGGGCUACUGGCAUCUACCGGAGUGCUCCUCUCAAUUCGAAUGAUAUUGUCUUCACUAGACCUGCUAAUUUGAACCCUGGAAGAUUGUCAGUGGUAACUUUGAUCUUCUCUCUAGUGUAGAUGUACCUGAAGAUGCCACAGGACUCCUGGUUGGUUUUGGAAGGAAUUCAGCUUCCUGGGAGGUUUCAGGGCAGUGGUUCACAUUGCUGAACUAACGUUCUGUUUUCCCACAGUGUAUUUCCACAGAGUAAUGUCCACUUAACCAAGAGCCAUGUCCACGUAUCUGAAACACUUCACCGUAGUGGGUGACGACCCUGUGCAGUGGGGCAAUGACUACAAGAAAUGGGAAGAUCAGAUGGAGGAAGAAGGUGGGCAGAAGCCAGAAGAUUCAACAAUCAAUGUGAACUCCUCAGUCAGACCUCGUUCUUUCCAGGAUGUGAUGAAAAAGCUCUUCAGUUCCCACAAAUUUCAGAUAUUGGUUGUUUGCUUGGUUAUUUUUGAUGCGUUGUUGGUGCUUGCUGAAUUGCUUCUGGACUUGAAAAUCAUCCACCCAGACAAACAUGAAAUAGCACCAAAGGUAUUUCACUACAUGAGUCUUUCUAUUGUGACCAUCUUUUUGGUGGAAGUUGGGUUUAAAAUAUUCGUCUAUCGCCUGGAAUUCUGUCACCACAAGUUCGAAGUCCUGGAUGCAAUAGUGGUGGUGGUUUCAUUUAUCAUCGAUGUUGUCCUUCUGUUUCGGGAACAUGAAUUUCAAGCAGCUGGACUAUUGAUCCUACUCCGAUUGUGGCGAGUGGCCAGAAUUAUAAAUGGAAUAAUUUUAUCAGUAAAGACACGCUCCGAACAACGAGUGUCAAAGCUGAAGCAAGCAAAUCUGCAACUUGCUACAAAAGUUGAGCAUCUUGAACACAGCUGCAUAGAGAAGGAACAAGAAAUUGAAAGACUCAACAAGCUGUUACAACAGCAUGGACUUAUCCACAAACCACAAUAAAAGACUGGCUGUCUAGAGUGAGAGAAAUCCUUCCAUGAGGAAAUUCCAAUGCAACAAAUACUAGUUUAAUGAUCCUUUGUUGACAUCCUUUGUUGACUGAGAUAUUUU